AGAAAAAGUUGGGUUCCCUUCCUCCCCCUUGCGGAGCGUCCUGUCACUGGUGGAAAAUGGCUGCUCGGAGUCCUGUCCCAAAGCUCAGAGAAAACUGAAAAAAGUCCACAGAAAAACCAACAGGUCACAUUUGGACUCUUUCUACCCGGAUAUACGAAAACUCGGGGAAAGCCUCGACACGGAUAAUGUCUCGCUGGGUGCCGACAAAGAAGGAAAAGUAUGGUGUUGCAAUCUAUAACUAUGAUGCCCGGGGGGAGGAGGAACUGUCGCUGCAGAUUGGAGACACAGUCCACAUACUUGAGACAUAUGAAGACUGGUACAGAGGGCAUAGGCUGAGGAGGAAAUCCAAAAAGGGCGUAUUUCCUGCUUGUUAUAUUCACCUGAAAGAGGCCACAGUCGAGGGCAAUGGGCAAAAGGAGACGGUCAUUCCCACUGAGCUGCCCUUGGUUCAGGAGGUUACAACAACACUGCGGGAGUGGGCUACAAUAUGGAGAGACUUAUAUGUGGGGGACAAACGUGAGAUGUUCAACUCUGUCCGUGACAUGAUCUACGACCUGAUCGAGUGGCGCUCUCAGAUCCUAUCCGGCACCCUCCCACAGGACGAGCUUUCUGAGCUCAAACAGAAAGUCACCUCCAAGAUCGACUACGGCAACAAGUACCUGGAUCUGGAUCUGGUGGUCAGAGACAAAGAUGGAAACAUCCUGGACCCAGAGAUCACCAGCACAGUCAGUCUGUUCAGAGCACACGAGGCAGCCUCCAAACAAAUCGAAGACCGGAUUCAAGAAGAAAAGUCUCAGAAGCAGAAUAUUGAUCUGACCAGGCAAGCAAAGUUCGCCUCAACACCAGCGUUCGCCCUCUUUGUGACUCUGAAGAAUGUGGUGUGUAAGAUCGGUGAGGACGCAGAGGUUCUCAUGUCUCUGUACGACCCCGUCGAGUCCAAAUUUAUCAGUGAAAACUACCUGGUGAAAUGGUCCAGCUCAGGUCUGGUGAAGGACAUAGACCAGCUUCAUAACCUCAGAGCGGUCUUCACGGACUUGGGGAGUGAAGAUCUGAAAAGAGAAAAGAUCAGCUUCGUGUGUCAGAUUGUCAGAGUCGGGCGCAUGGAGCUGAGAGACAACAACACCAAGAAGCUGACAUCAGGCCUGAGACGACCCUUUGGAGUCGCAGUAAUGGAUGUCACUGACAUCAUAACGGGCAAAAUGGACGACGAGGACAAACAGCACUUUAUCCCAUUUCAGCCGGUGGCGGGGGAGAACGACUUCCUCCAGACUGUCAUCAACAAAGUUAUCACCGCCAAAGAAGUCAAUCACAAAGGCCAAGGCCUGUGGGUGACUCUAAAGCUGCUCCCUGGAGACAUCCAUCAAAUAAGGAAGGACUUCCCUCACCUUGUCGACCGAUCGACGGCUGUGGCUCGGAAGAUGGGCUUUCCUGAGAUCAUUAUGCCCGGUGAUGUGCGAAAUGACAUCUACGUGACCCUGGUCCAGGGGGAUUUUGACAAGGGCAGCAAGACCACGCCCAAAAACGUGGAGGUGACCAUGUCUGUUUACGACGAGGACGGCAAGAAACUGGAGAGUGUGAUCUUCCCUGGAGCUGGAGAUGACGGCAUCAAUGAGUACAAGUCUGUCAUCUACUACCAAGUCAAGCAGCCGCGUUGGUUUGAAACAAUAAAGGUCGCUAUCCCGAUUGAAGACGUGAACCGGAGCCACUUGCGGUUCACCUUCCGUCACCGCUCAUCUCAGGACUCCAAAGACAAAUCAGAGAAGAUAUUCGCCCUGUCUUUCGUGAAGCUGAUGAGGUACGACGGGACGACCCUCAGGGACGGCGAGCAUGAUCUCAUUGUGUACAAGGCGGAGGCAAAGAAGCUGGAGGACUCGUCUCUGUACCUGAACCUUCCUGCUACCAAGCUGGAGCUUGAGGAGAAGGGAUACUCUUCCACAGGGAAGAGCACCCAGAACCUGGGCAACUGCACCAUCAGCAAGGACUCCUUCCAGAUCGCCACACUAGUCUGCUCCACCAAGCUUACACAGAACGUUGACCUCCUGGGCCUGCUGAAGUGGCGCUCCAACACCAGCCUGCUGCAGCAGAACCUCUGUCAACUGAUGAAGGUGGAGGGUGGUGAAGUGGUCAAGUUCCUUCAAGACACUCUGGAUGCUCUCUUCAACAUCAUGAUGGAGAACUCUGACAGUAACACCUUUGACACGUUGGUGUUCGACGCCUUGGUGUUCAUAAUUGGGCUCAUAGCGGACAGGAAGUUCCAGCACUUUAACCCUGUCCUGGAGACCUACAUUCGAAAGCAUUUCAGCGCCACGCUGGCGUACACGAAGCUGACCACAGUGCUGAAGAACUACGUGGAGCAUGCCGAGAAGCUGACAGAGCAGCUACUGAAGGCCAUGAAGGCGCUGGAGUACAUCUUCAAGUUCAUCGUCCGCUCCAGAGUCCUUUUCAAUCAGCUGUACGAGAACAAAGGAGAGGCCGACUUCGUGGAGUCCUUGAGGAACCUUUUCACUUCCUUUAACGACAUGAUGAACAGUAACUCGGAGAACACUGGCAUGGUGAAGGGUGCUGCACUGAAGUACAUCCCCACCAUCGUCAACGAUGUCAAGCUGGUCUUUGAUCCAAAGGAACUCAGCAAGCUGUUCUCCGAGUUCAUCCUAAAGGUUCCUCUGGGUCGCCUGGUGAAACAGAAGCUAGAUUGUCUUAUUGAUAUCGUCCACAGCGAUCUCUUUACUCAUCACGACUGCCGUGAGAUCCUCCUGCCGCUGAUGACGGAGCAGCUGAAGUUCCACCUGGAGAAGAGAGAGGAGCUGAAGGCCUGCUGCCAGCUGCUCAGCGACAUCCUCGAGGUGCUCUACAGGAAGGACGUGGGUCCCACCCAGUGGCACAUCCAGAUCAUCAUGGAGAAGCUGCUGAGGACAGUUAACAGGACGGUCAUCUCCAUGGGCAGAGAUUCCCCUCACAUCGGGAGCUUCGUGGCCAGCAUGACCGCCACGCUCAGGCAGAUGGAGGACUAUCAUUACGCUCAUCUGAUCAACACCUUUGGCAAGAUAAGGAGUGAUGUGGUGGAUUUCCUAAUGGAAACAUUUAUCAUGUUUAAAGAUCUCAUCGGGAAGAACGUCUACCCCUCUGACUGGGUCAUAAUGAACAUGAUGCAAAAUAAAGUCUUCCUGCGGGCCAUUAAUCAGUAUGCAGCCGUGUUGAACAAGAAGUUUCUGGAUCAAACCAACUUUGAGCUACAGCUCUGGAACAACUACUUCCACCUGGCCGUUGCCUUCCUCACCCAGGAGUCUCUGCAGCUGGAGAACUUCUCAAGCGACAAGCGAGCCAAGAUCUUCCACAAGUACCAGGACAUGAGAAGACAGAUUGGCUUUGAAAUCAGGGAUAUGUGGUACAACCUAGGGCCUCACAAGAUCAAAUUCAUCCCAGAGAUGGUGGGCCCGAUCCUGGAGAUGACGCUCGUCCCGGAGAUCGAGUUGCGCAAAGCCACCAUUCCCAUCUUCUUCGACAUGAUGCAGUGCGAGUUCCACUUCACGUGCAGCUUCCAGCGGUUUGAGAACGAGAUCAUCACCAAGCUGGAUCACGAGGUGGAGGGAGGCCGCGGAGACGAGCAGUACAAAGUUCUCUUUCAGAAAAUUUUGCUGGAGCACUGCAGGAAGCACAAGUACCUGGCCAAGACGGGCGAGAACUUCGUCACUCUCGUGGUCCGUCUGCUUGAGCGGCUGCUGGACUACAGGACCAUCAUGCACGACGAGAACAAGGAGAACCGCAUGAGCUGCACCGUCAAUGUGCUCAACUUCUACAAGGAGAUCGACAGAGAGGAGAUGUACAUCAGGUACCUGUACAAGCUGUGUGACCUCCACAAAGAGUGCGACAACUACACCGAGGCUGCGUACACUCUGCUGCUUCACGCCAAGCUGCUCAAGUGGUCAGAUGAGCAAUGUGCGGCCCACCUGACCCAGCGAGAUGGCUACCAGGCCAGCACUCAAGGACAGCUCAAGGACCAGCUCUACCAGCAGAUUAUCAAUUACUUCGACAAGGGCAAGAUGUGGGAGGAGGCCAUCAUUUUAGGAAAAGAGCUGGCUGAACAGUAUGAAAAUGAGAUGUUUGACUUUGAGCAGCUCAGCGCAUCCUUGAGGAAGCAGGCCCAGUUCUAUGAGAACAUAGUGAAGGUGAUACGGCCCAAACCAGACUACUUUGCUGUCGGCUAUUACGGCAUGGGCUUCCCCUCCUUCCUACGCAACAAAAUGUUCAUCUACCGAGGGAAGGAGUACGAGCGCAGAGAGGAUUUCGAAGCACGACUCCUCACACAGUUUCCCAACGCAGAGAAGAUGAAGACGACUACACCGCCCAGCGAGGACACAAAGUGCUCUUCUGGACAAUACAUCCAGUGUUUCACAGUGAAGCCCAUCCUGGACCUGCCUGCCAAGUUCCAGAACAAGCCUGUCUCUGAACAAAUAGUGAGCUUCUACACAGUAAAUGAAGUCCAUAAAUUCCAGUAUUCCAGGCCGGUGAGGAAGGGAGAGAAGGAUCCUGACAACGAGUUUGCGAACAUGUGGAUCGAGAGGACCACCUACAGUACCGCAUACAAACUUCCCGGCAUUCUGCGCUGGUUUGAAGUCAAGUCUGUCUCCACAGAGGAGAUCAGCCCGCUGGAGAACGCCAUGGAAACCAUGCAGCUGACCAAUGAGAAGAUCAGCAGCAUGGUGCAGAGGCAUCUUAACGACUCCAACCUUCCCAUCAACCCACUCUCCAUGCUGCUGAAUGGGAUCGUGGACCCAGCUGUCAUGGGAGGUUUUACCAACUAUGAAAAGGCUUUCUUCAAUGAUAAGUACAUGCAGGAACACCCAGAAGACCUGGACAAGAUAGAGAAACUGAAGGACUUUAUCGCGUGGCAGAUCCCGCACCUCGCCGAAGGUGUUCGCAUCCACGGAGAGAAGGUCACUGAGGCGCUGAGGCCUUUCCACGACCGCUUAGAGGCCUGCUUCAAGCAGUUGCGGGAGAAGGUGGAGAAGCAGUACGGAGUUAAGACCCUGCCUACAGCAGAUGAACGGCGGGGGCCUCGUCCUCACUCCAUGGUGCGCUCCUUCACCAUGCCCUCCUCCCAGAGGCCGCUGUCUGUGGCUUCAGUCACCUCCAUCUCCUCUGACAACUCCCCCUCCAGGCCCGGCUCAGACGGCUUCGCCCUGGAGCCGCUCCUGCCAAAGAAGCUGCACACCAAGUCUCAGGACAAGCUGGACCGCGACGAGCCUGACAGAGGAAGCAAGGACAGGAAGAAGGAGAAGAGGAACAGCAAGCACCAGGAGAUCUUCGAUAAGGAGAUGAAGACGACAGAAAUCCCUCUGCAGCCGGCUGAAGCUGUCAUUCUGUCAGAGACGAUCAGCCCGCUGCGGCCUCAGAGACCCCGGAGUCAAGUCCUCAACCAGAUUGGUGUGGACCGCCGCCUCUCUGUGUCCCCUGGACCCACGUCUUCUUCUUCCAACAACCCCUCCUCCUCACCAGGACCACCACCCAUCACACCCAGGAGCAAGCUCUCCUUCAGCCUGCACACUGUUUCCAGUCUGGAGCUGAACGGUAUGGGGCUCUCCGACAAAGGUGAAAUCCCUCCUCCACUGCCGGUGAAAGGAAGUACGGCUGAUUACGGCAACCUGCUAGAUAAUCAGGACUUGACGAGUCCCACGACGCCUCCACCACCUCCGCCACAUCAUAGGCAUCUUCCUCCUCCUCUGCCCAGCAAGACCCCUCCUCCACCUCCUCCCAAGACCACCAGGAAACAGGCCUCCAUCGAUUCAGGAAUUGUACAGUGAACAAAAGACUCUGACAGUAGGACCAAACAACACACUGACAACGCGACAAAAAAAACAACAUCAAGUGUAAACGCUCCCCCCUCUCUAAGAUGCAGUUGUUCAUACCCACACAUUCCUCGCUCCCUGUCCCAGCUUGACAAGAUGAAUACCUCACUGCAGCCCGCCCCUUCUUAUCAUCAUCUUUUUUUUUUUUCUCUUCUCUUGUGUCGCCUUCAGUUUGACGACGAUGCAGUCUGCAGCAGGGAGCAUGUUGCAUACAUGAGUAGUCACUGAAUUUAUACGCGCUGUCUCAUAUACCACUUGGAGACUUUAUCAGGACUGUCGCACAGAUAAGCUUAGACCGCCGACUUUCCAAAAAUGGCCAAAUCUCAAGUAUACGAGAGCUCAUUAAAGAAUAAUUCCUCUUCUCUUCAUAUUCCCACUAUGUACAGAGGUUUGUAUAUAGGAUUUUAUUUUAUUUCAGGUUGUUUUUUUAUGUGAUUUGAUGACUUUUUUUGUAUUAACGUAUCAUUAGCUUAAGUGGCAUUUAUAUGAAACAAAAAAGGGCUGGUAGGUUUUGAAUUGACAGGGACUUCACAGAGUUGGAUCAUGGAUUUUAUUGGUGACAUUUUUGGAGUGCACAUACAACUAACUCCUAUCGCAUUAUCAUCGUUCAGACCUUGUCCUAGAUUUGCUGUAACCUUGGAUUUCAGUAAUAUUGACUUUUCCUGAUUCACUACUGACAUGACUUCUGAAUAAACUUUCAAAUGUAUGUAUUUUUAAGAA
This is a messenger RNA of Notolabrus celidotus (New Zealand spotty), 6566 nucleotides long. It is a transcript of the gene dock1, whose product is annotated as dedicator of cytokinesis 1. Gene Ontology annotation, cellular component: plasma membrane; cytoplasm. Gene Ontology annotation, molecular function: guanyl-nucleotide exchange factor activity; small GTPase binding. NCBI's taxonomy places the organism in Eukaryota, Metazoa, Chordata, Actinopteri, Labriformes, Labridae. The transcript is spliced from 52 exons. Bases 186 to 5801 code for a protein of 1871 amino acids. Gene Ontology annotation, biological process: cell migration; small GTPase-mediated signal transduction. The record is from RefSeq and is a predicted model, not a curated record.